CGAACCGACAUGAUGAUGAAAGUGCACUCCUCCAAUCUGGGCCUUCUGAACGACCCAUCCUACGAAAAAUUUGACAAAUCCUUCUCCUCCGCCACCGCGGACUGCCUAGAGUCCCUCUGCUCGAAUUCCUACCUCCACGGCACGGCUGGCUUUCCCCGGAUGACAGAGGAGCCACAUUCACCUCGUUCGGUAAAAUCCACCUCCAGCGUCGCCUCCUUCCAAAAUUCCUCCUCCUACUCCUCUGCCAGUCCCAACGCCUCCCCCUCCAGGCUGGAAGAUAUUGGAUCCACCUCCAGACUCGGGUUUCCCGAUGACGACGACUACAUCCUACCUCAAGUGGCUGACAGUCAGAAAGCACCGGACGAGGGUUCCACUGUUCUGCCCGAUCUCAUGGAUCCCACAAUCGCUGUGGAGGCUCUACUGUCCCUAGAGAAGACAAAACCCCUGGAGGGGUCCGAGUCACAGCAUCAGAGCUCCGCCCAGGACAGAGAACUCGAAGAGGCUGUAGCCUACCUCUGGCCAGCUAUGGAUGACAGAACCGCACUGGCUACCAAACAGUUGGAAAUUAAUGCCUCUUUGGGCGAUCCGCAAGAGACCUUUGUACCCAGCUUUACGACCAGUCUCAUUUCAGACCUUCACAGCACUUUCCCCUACGACGAGUCCUCCAAGGGUUCGUCUGAUACGGAGUUGGAACAUCAACUGGCCAGUGUGGACACCGCGUGGACAGCCACCGUGGAGUUUCCAGGUACUCAUCUAUUUUUUGCAUUUAAGAAUCCGUUUAUAGAUCCACACCAACACGCAAAAUAG
Messenger RNA from Dibothriocephalus latus, 807 nucleotides. Lineage: Eukaryota; Metazoa; Platyhelminthes; Cestoda; Diphyllobothriidea; Diphyllobothriidae. The record is from the annotation of a GenBank genome assembly.